GGGCGGGAGGAGAGGCCGCUGAGGCCGAGUCUCAGAACGGGGCGUCGGAUGGAGGACAGAUCGAAGCCAGUAAAGCAGAGGAGGACGCCGGCUAGCCGCUGUGUUCGGGGAUCAGGUCGUCGAGGCCCCUGCCUUCGACUGCCGCCCAAUCCACACUACACCAGCCCCCUACGGCUAUCUCUGUGGAUGGUGAACCCACAGGAGGUCGGGCCCCCGUCACCGCUUCGGGCUGGGCCCCAUGGGCAAAGAGAAAUCAGCUGAGGUGGCUCGGGCAUCUCUUUCGGGUGCCUCCUGGACACACCCCUGGGGAGGUGUUCCAGGCAUGUCCCCCGGGGAAGACCCAGGACACGCUGGAGGGACUAUGUCUCUCGGCUGUCCUGGGAACGCCUCUGUGUUCUUCCCGAGGAGCUGGCCGAGGUGUCUGGGGAAAGGGAAGUUUGGGCUUCCAUGCUCAGACUGCUGCCUCUCCGACCCGGCCCCGGAUAAAGCGGAAGAAGACGAGACGAGACGAAUUAACAAAUUUUGCAUAAAUUAACAGCAAAAUGUUUGUUGGUGGUCUUAGCUGGGACACGAGCAAAAAGGAUCUUAAGGAUUACUUCUCAAAAUUCGGUGAGGUGAUGGACUGUACCAUCAAAAUGGACUCCAACACGGGCCGGUCACGUGGUUUCGGGUUCAUCCUGUUCAAGGAGGCAGCAAGUGUGGAAAAGGUGUUGCAGCAAAAGGAACACCGAUUAGAUGGAAGACAGAUCGAUCCCAAGAAAGCGAUGGCGAUGAAGAAAGACCCUGUUAAGAAAAUAUUUGUUGGUGGCCUCAACCCUGAGACUACAGAAGAAAAGAUUCGGGAAUACUUUGGGGCCUUCGGCGAGAUUGAAUCCAUCGAACUUCCCACGGAUCCAAAAACAAGCAAGAGGAGGGGUUUCGUCUUUAUUACUUAUAAAGAGGAGUCGCCAGUCAAGAAAGUCCUAGAAAAGAAAUACCAUACUGUUAACGGAAGCAAGUGCGAAAUUAAAGUUGCCCAGCCUAAGGAGGUCUACCAGCAACAGCAGUAUGGUGGCCGUGGUGGUGGGUACGGAGGUCGUGGCAGGGGUCGUGGUGGCCAACACCAGAAUUGGAACCAGGGAUACAACAACUACUGGAACCAGGGCUAUGGCAAUCAGGGAUAUGGCUAUGGUGGACAGCAAGGCUAUGGCAGCUAUGGGGGUUAUGGCAAUUAUGACUACUCUUCUGGCUACUAUGGCUAUGGUGGUGGAUAUGACUACAACCAGGGCAAUACAAGCUAUGGGAAAACUCCAAGACGUGGAGGCCACCAGAGUAGCUACAAGCCAUACUGAUCACGUGUAGUGCAGGCCAUAAGUAUUUUCAAUCCAAGAACCCAUAACAGCAGCAAGAGGUCAUACAAGAAUGGGACUCUCCUCCUUUUUUGUUUAGGUUUUUUUUUUCUUUUUUUUUUUUUGGGUAUGAUGGGACUCGUUCUCCAUUUGUACAGGACAACAGAUGAAUGGGGACACUGUCACGUUCCACACUCUUAUUUUAUUUUCUUUGUCCACAUUUCCAGUUGUGGAAGUGUAAUUUUUACUGUACUUUUUGGUACCUUUUUUGAAGCUAAUGUAUUGUAUGGUUGUAUUUUACAUGUCAACUGAAUUUACAGCAUAUGAGGAUCAUGAGCUGCCAGAGCUUUUGAAAUAAAAUGUUUGAGUAAUUUUUUUU
Messenger RNA from Neoarius graeffei (lesser salmon catfish), 1707 nucleotides. RefSeq names its product heterogeneous nuclear ribonucleoprotein A/B-like. Gene Ontology annotation, biological process: regulation of gene expression. NCBI's taxonomy places the organism in Eukaryota, Metazoa, Chordata, Actinopteri, Siluriformes, Ariidae. Bases 543 to 1331 code for a protein of 262 amino acids. Gene Ontology annotation, molecular function: RNA binding. Gene Ontology annotation, cellular component: nucleoplasm. The record is from RefSeq and is a predicted model, not a curated record. The transcript has 9 exons.